AUGAAAGCAGCGUCGCUUGGCCAUCAAUAUUUAAAUGUUCAAUCGUUUAACGAAACUGAAAACUUUUUCAGUGCUGGACGAUUUCGUGCUGGUCGAAGAUACCAACGAGCGCGAUCCAAAGCGCAAAUCUAUGAUACUCCGAAAGAACCGUCGCUAUCCGCCUCCGAUCCACUUUCACGACGAUCUAUUCCAAGUAUCGAACAAUCUAAAGCGCCCUAUGGACGAAGUUAUAGUGCAUCGAAUAAUCUCUUUGUCGUCUAUGAACAGCAGCAACAAAAGCCAAUAUCGAGAAUCCAAUCUCAACAUUCCGAUGGAGAUCAUAAACCGUAUUCACUGAGAGCACUUAUCACUAAACGACACGGAAAUCAGGACGAAGAUGAUAAAUUGAGCAGUCGUGUGCGGCGUUUUUAUAAAAAACAAGAUCAUCUGAUUGAUUCAUUACAAAAAUUUCAUGAACAAACGUCGCUUGACUCUAAAAAAGAAGAUAACAAGUUGAAGAAACAAAAACGCCAUACUGAAUGGCUUAUUCGAGCAACAUUAAUAUGUAAUAUCUUAUUACUCGUUUCUAAAAUUGUUGCCGCUAUUUUCUCUCGAUCUCUUUCGAUUAUUUCUUCGGUAGUUGACUCAGCAGUUGAUUCCGCAUCAGCAUGUGUACUCUAUUGGGUCGUUCGAGCUGUCAAAAGACGUGAUCCUUACACAUAUCCAGGAGGACGAACUCGAUUGGAACCAGUUAUCAUUGUCAUUUUAUCUGUGGUAAUGGUUUCGGCAUCCGUUCAGGUCAUUUAUGAAUCUGUGGAAUCAUUGGUCAACGAUGUGCAUCAUUUUACAACGAAUCAAACUGAAUUGCGUGAUAUCGAUAUGGGACCAGCACCUAUCACUGUCAUGUGUAUAACUAUUGUUACUAAAGCUGUUCUCUCGUUUUUGUGCUAUCAAGUAGCCAAUCCAACAAUGUAUGCGGUAGCACAAGAUCAUCGCAAUGAUGUUUUUUCGAAUCUCAUUGCUCUUGCAUGCGGUAUUAUAGCGGCCAAGGCACUUGAUGGUUCGAUCAAAGAUCCAGAAGUAGUUGUCAUUGAUCCCAUCGGUGCGAUUAUCAUAUCUCUAUACAUAAUCUUUUGUUGGUUAAAACAACUUCGUGAACAAGUUCGAAAUCUGAGUGGUUACAAAGCAAAGCCUGAAUUUCUACAAAAGAUCACAUGGUUGACUCUACAUCAUUCUCCUCUAAUCCAGAAAAUAGAUACAGUUCGAGCAUUUCAUUUCGGCACAUCAUUUCUGGUCGAAGUGGAAGUUAUCCUUCCAGAAACUAUGUCGCUUAAAGAAGCACAUGAUAUUGGUGAUGGUUUACAAACUAAAUUGGAAAGCAUACCUGAAGUCGAAAGGGCAUUCGUUCAUUUGGACUAUGUUGUCGAAGCAUUGGAAUACUAA
Molecule: messenger RNA, 1422 nt
Organism: Adineta ricciae
Lineage: Eukaryota; Metazoa; Rotifera; Eurotatoria; Adinetida; Adinetidae
Source: the annotation of a GenBank genome assembly